Amborella trichopoda is the source of this 1642-nucleotide messenger RNA. It is a transcript of the gene EER5, whose product is annotated as proteasome family protein. Gene Ontology annotation, cellular component: transcription export complex 2. The record is from RefSeq and is a predicted model, not a curated record. NCBI's taxonomy places the organism in Eukaryota, Viridiplantae, Streptophyta, Magnoliopsida, Amborellales, Amborellaceae. Gene Ontology annotation, biological process: post-transcriptional tethering of RNA polymerase II gene DNA at nuclear periphery; poly(A)+ mRNA export from nucleus; transcription elongation by RNA polymerase II. Gene Ontology annotation, molecular function: RNA binding; double-stranded DNA binding.
GGCUUGUUGUCGUAUUGCACGGUUCCCCUUCUUUUCAAACUUCUCACCAUUUUACAGUCAGUAAACCUCCCGCUGCAACCCUGCGCAUUCUCUGCUAAGGAAGAACGAGAGAAAGAGAGAGAGAGAGAUCUUUUGGGAGAGAGGAUGGCUGGGUACACGAGCAUGGGAGACGCUCAAAGAAGGCUCUCAGACUUUCUCUCUUACUUCGCCGACGCCGUGUCCUCUCAGGACGGCCCCUCUCUCGCUCCACUCUUCUCUCUCUCCUCCAACUCCCCCUACUUCCUCUCUCUUGCUGAUGCACUCGACGUUCUCCAGGAAGCAAAUAGGGUGGUUAAGCAAGUGGACAAGUAUGGGCAGCUUAGUGAAAUACUUCUCCCUUACUUGCGGUGUGUGCAAAGCUUCCGCAACAAUCAUUUUGUGGAUGCAUAUAAUGCUUUCGAGAAGUCUGCGAAUGCCUUUCUGCAGGAAUUUAGGAACUGGGAAUCUGCAUGGGCCAUGGAAGCUAUGUGCAUGGUUGCAUAUGAGAUGCGGAGACUAGCUGAAAUGGCUGACAGAGAGUUGGCUGCUGCUGGGAGAAACCCUGAGAAACUGAAAGGAGCAGGCUCUUUCUUAAUGAAAGUUUUUGGUGCUCUUGCUGGAAAAGGUCCCAAACGUGUGGGUGCAUUAUAUGUUACCUGCCAAUUGUUAAAAGUGUAUUUUAAGCUUGGAACCGUUCACCUUUGUCGAAGUGUAAUAAGGAGUAUUGAAACUGCUCGUAUUUUUGAUUUUGAGGAAUUCCCAACCAGAGACAAGGUUACAUACAUGUACUAUACUGGCCGUUUGGAGGUUUUCAAUGAGAAUUUUCUUGCUGCAGAGCAGAAACUCAUGUAUGCCUUGGGACAUUGCAACCCUCACCAUGAAGCAAAUAUAAGGAUGAUUCUCAAGUACCUUGUACCUGUAAAGCUUUCACUUGGCAUCCUGCCCAAAAAUCAGCUACUAGAGAGAUACAAUCUUCUUGAGUAUGCUAAUGUUGUAGAAGCAUUGCGAAGAGGUGAUCUCAGGCUGCUUCGACAUGCCUUGCAAGAGCAUGAAGAUCGAUUCUUGAGAUCAGGUGUGUAUCUCGUCCUCGAAAAGCUUGAGCUUCAAGUUUACCAGAGAUUGGUAAAGAAAAUAUACAUAAUCCAAAAGCAAAAAGAUCCCAACAAAGCACACCAAGUUAAAUUGGAAGUCAUUGUGAAAGCCUUUAGAUGGCUUGAAAUAGAUAUGGAUGUUGAUGAGGUUGAAUGUAUAAUGGCCAUCCUCAUCCACAAGAAUCUGAUGAAAGGUUAUUUUGCCCAUAAAAGUAAAGUGGUAGUACUUAGCAAGCAGGAUCCUUUCCCCAGGCUAAAUGGAAGACCAGUGAAUUCAUAGAUUUGUAUUUGUGCUGAAACUUGGCCAUAAAAUUACAGGGUGAAAGAAAUGGAUGUGUAUUGGUAUCAGUUGCAAGUUUUUCCUGCAUGAAGCUUUGGCAGUUCCCCAGCACAUUUACUUUUUAUCCAAGAGUUGAGUUACAUGUGUAUCUAUUCAUAUUUAAUAAUAUGGAUGUAAUAUUCAUAAUGUUUUGUUUCAUCCAUAAAAUAUAAAUGUUUUGUUUUUUACUUUUAAAUAUAAUGCACUUUUACCA